Molecule: messenger RNA, 2857 nt
Organism: Spinacia oleracea (spinach)
Lineage: Eukaryota; Viridiplantae; Streptophyta; Magnoliopsida; Caryophyllales; Amaranthaceae
Exons: 12
Coding region: 16-2694 (892 amino acids)
Biological process (GO): proteolysis
Molecular function (GO): cysteine-type peptidase activity
Source: RefSeq, a predicted model, not a curated record
AGGACCGUAGCUACCAUGGAUGAUCAUCGUGAUAAUGAAAUACAGGGAAUUGAUGGAGCUAGUCAUCCUACGGGGGAAUCACAAGGUACCAACACUAGUAAAAAGACCAAAUUCCGUGGUCCGUCAAAAGGAGUUCAAGCCAAAAAGCCUAUGCAUCUUCAGUAUAAUCAAUAUGGAAUCCCCGAUGGAGAAUGGUCAGGAGAAUACGGGAAGCAAGUUGGGUCUUGUGCUGCUAGAAUUAACAUUAAUGUGAAAGAAUAUUCAACGUUAGAUGAACACACAAAGAAGGGGUUUUGGGAGGAGACCAAGCUUCUGUUCCACAUUAUUGAUGAUCCGGCUAAAAGGAGAGAAAAAUAUUUUCAUAUGUGUGUGGCGAAACGCUUUGGAGCUUUCAAGUCCAGGUUAACGCGGCGUUGGAUAACUAAGAAAGAAAAAAUGCCGAAACAUCAGACAAAUGACAUGCCUUGGGACAUCUACCAUCAAAUCACAGAGGAUGAUUGGAAAACAUUUGUGAUAGAACGAAACAAGCCGGAGAUGUUGGUUCGUAGAGAAAAAGCAAGUAAAAGUGCAUUACAAAACAAGCACCCACAUCGCACAGGCCAAAAGGGUUAUGUUAGAAAGAGACCAGAGUGGAUAAAUGAUGGGCGACUACCGCCAGAGGCAGCUUUAACCCUCUCAAGUGGCUCCUCCUCAGUGACCUCAUCACUCACCACAGCGCCAGAUAGAUUUAAGAAGUUUAGAUCAGUAGAGUGGAUCUUGGCUCAUCAAGUUAAAAACAAAGAGGGAAAGUGGGAAGUUGACCCGAAUGAUAAAGAAGCCGUAAAUAUUGCUAAGAUGGCUUUGGAGUACAUAGAAGAAGAGGGAAAAGGAAAUAUUUCAUUCACCCAGGGAGAAGAUGCCCUCACCAAGGCUAUGGGAAAAAAGGAUCACCGUGGGCGUGUCAAGGCAACAGGUGGAGUUAAUGUCGGUUACAAAGUUGCUUUCGGUCCAAUAGACCGAAGUAGUAGAUGUGGCCAUAUUGAACCAUCACCGGAGGCUAUCGAAUCAAUCAGAGCUUCGGUGAGAAGGGAGUUUGAAGAUCAAUUAGAGAGAAAGGUGGCGGAGGCCCUCCAAAACCAACUAGCCACAUUGAAAGCAACCGGUCAACUACACACCCUCUCUACCCCCGCACUUGAUUCUGCUCUUGUAAGUGAUGAGUUUGAUGUUAACCGUGCACUCGUAACCUGUUGUCCGAGUUCAUCGCAGCAACCACGCGAGCUGAAGGCCAUAACUCCAUGUCGUCUUGCCCUUGAGGAUAAAGUUUUGGGUAACAAAGUGAUAGUGGCAGAUGGUAUGGCGUACCCAUUGGAUGGUUCGUUGCACCAACACUUUAGAUCGAUGAAGCCUAGUCAUUAUAAGGUCCAAGUUGAUUGUAUUUACGACGGACAUGAUGAUGACACUCUUCCGGUACCUACUGGAGAUGGAUUCAAUAACUUAGGCAGGGCUCUUGCUAGUUUUGUGCAAUGGCCAAUUCACUUGGUGAUUUUCGAAGAAGACGAGGAGUACUCUACUCCACGCCCAACAAAGAAGUCCAGGAGUCAGAUUUUUGAAGAGGUGGUUGGUAGCUCCAAAGAGAAGAAAAACGAAUUAAUUGUCAAAGAGAAGACAACAGAAUUAGUUGUCAAAGAUAAGACAACAGAAUUAAUUGUCAAAGAGAAGGCAACACUUGAUUUAGGGUCCAAAGAGAAGACAACACUGAAGUUAACGGCCAAGGAAAAUUCAUGCUCAAAUAAGUUGGAGUCGAAAUCGAAGUCGAAGAACUCUAAGACGGCCAAAGAGAUGGUAGGUAGUUGUGAUCGUAAAACUGAAGAAUCAGCCGCCAAAAGUAAGAAGCAAAAUUUGGCAGACGACACAAUUCAAGGUCUUGGCCCAUCAUGCAAUUAUUUGAAGUUUAUCAUCAAUACGGCGCCCGGUGAUGUAUAUAAAAAUACUUCAAUCCCAUUGCCCGCUUCGGUUUGGCAUUAUGACGAAGAUCGACAAACUUAUGUAAAUGAGGUUGACGUUGAAGAGUUCCUUAGAGGGGCGUGCCUCAACAUUUCAGUGAUCCAAGUCUAUAUGAUGUGUUUAUUCCACGAACACACCUUUGCAUUUGACAACUCUCAGAUUGGGUUUGUUUGUCCCGAGGCAAUGUCAAGCUCUAGAAUCAAGGCCAACCCUCAGGCUGCAUCAAUGUAUUUGAAAGUAGUUUUCAAUGCUGAAAUUGAAAAGGAGAAGAAGGGUGAUCCUAACAUUACCAAGUGGUUUUUGAUCCCAUACCAUCAAGAAAAUCAUUGGAUUUUGUACGUGUUAGACCUACGUAGAGGUUGUGCGUAUAUUUUCGACUCUGCGAUAGGUUCCAACCGAGAAAAUAGUGCAUGGGGAAUCUUGUGUUUGGCAUACCAAGUGUACAAGUUUAAUGAUGGGAUUUGUCCGAAUAGAGCGACUAUGCAGGGGUUGAAAGGCUUCCAUGUAAAGUGUGCUCAACAAGUCGGCGCCCGCGAGUGUGGCUAUUACGUUAUGAAGUUCAUGCAUGAAAUAGUCACGUUACACCAUAACACUGAUGAGCGGUUAGACAAUGCUUACACUCCAAGAAAUGCGCCUUAUACCGAUGAGGAAAUAGAUGUGGUUCGUGAGCAAUGGGCUAAGUUUUUUACAACCGAGUAUUUAUUUACUUAGGUUGUUUAGACACAAAGAUGGAAGCGUUUAUAUCUUCAUGGAUUUGGUAAAGUUCUUUAAUUUUUCCAUAAUUACAAGUCUGCUGGAUUUGCUAAUUUAUUGCUUUGAAUACUAAUCUGCUGGUCUUGCUGCUGUUGCAUGUGAAUUCUGAUCUGGUGGUCUU